Myotis davidii is the source of this 2067-nucleotide messenger RNA. RefSeq names its product filaggrin-2. Lineage: Eukaryota; Metazoa; Chordata; Mammalia; Chiroptera; Vespertilionidae. The record is from RefSeq and is a predicted model, not a curated record. Gene Ontology annotation, cellular component: nucleus; keratohyalin granule; cornified envelope. The transcript is spliced from 10 exons. Gene Ontology annotation, molecular function: calcium ion binding; transition metal ion binding. The coding region runs from base 1 to 2067 and encodes 688 amino acids. Gene Ontology annotation, biological process: establishment of skin barrier.
AUGACCGACCUCUUAAGAAGUGUUGUCACCGUCAUUGAUAUUUUCUACAAAUACACCAACAAAGAUGGGGAAUGUGGCACACUGAGCAAGGAUGAGCUAAAGGAACUUCUAGAAAAAGAGUUUCGGCCAAUUCUGAAGAACCCAGAUAAUCCAGACACGGUGGAGGUCAUUAUGCAUAUGCUGGAUCGAGAUCAUGACCGAAGACUGGACUUUACUGAGUUUCUUCUGAUGGUAUUCAAGCUGGCUAUGGCCUGCAACAACGUUCUUAGCAAAGAAUACUGCAAAACUUCAGGGUCAAAGAAGCAGAAGCGUAGUCAUGGCCGCCAGCACCAAAAGAAAGAAGGUGAAACAGAAGAAGAAGAUGAGAAUACAUCUGAACAGAAAUCAGGUUCUAGAAAUUCAAGUUGGAGUGAGGGAGAGGAGCAUGGUUCUGAGGGCUUGAGGGGAACUGCGAAACAUAGACAUAGAUCCCACUCCAAAAGGCUGGGAAGGAAAGGUAGUGUAUCUAGCUCAGAGAAACAAGGAUUUGAGAAAAGGCGCCAUGGGUCUAGCUCUGGCGACUCAGUUAGCCCCUCUAGGGAAUCUGGGGAGGAAUAUGAAUCUGAAUCUGGAUUUAAGAGCGGGGAAAGAAAAGGUCAUGAUGGUCUGUCAUAUGGAUUAGAGGCUAUUGCUUUUAGCUCUAAAGGUUCAGGAGAUAGUGGGAGACAAAGCUAUGCAUGUGAUUCCAUCAACUCAAGUGGGUGUGGAGGAAGACAAAAUGUUUCCAGCUCCUGUCAGGCAGGCAGAUAUGGAAGGCAAGGAAAUAUAUCUAGCUGUAUUCAGUCAGGUUGUCAAUCACGAAAUAGUGGAGGACAAGGUCAGAGAUGCAUCUCAAGAGGUCAGUCCUCUGGAUAUGGCCAAUGUAGGCCUCGCUCCUGUAGCCCAUCUUCUUGUCAUAGAAGAAGACAUGGAUCCCCGGCAUGUUGUCGACCACGGAACUGUUGUCAACCACAGAACUGUGGAAGACAACAGGGAAGAAGAUCAAGACAGUCCUCUUGCUGUAGCCAAUAUGGGUCUGGAGCAAGUCAGUCUUCUAAUUGUGGUCAACACGGAAGAAGAUCAAGACAGUCCUCAUCAAGUCAGUCUUCUAAUUGUGGUCAACAAGGUUCUGGCUCAGGUCAGUCCUCAGGCUCUGGACAACAUGGGUCUGGCUCAGGUCAGUCCUCAGGUUUUGGACAACAUGGAUCUGGCUCAGGCCAGUCCUCAGGCUUUGGACAACACAAGUCUGGAUCAGGUCAGUCCUCAGGUUUCAAACAACAUGGGUCUAGCUCAGGUCAGUCCUCAGGUUCUGGACAACAUGGGUCCAGUUCAGGUCAGUCGUCUGGCCAUGGCCAACAAGGAUCUGGCUCAGGCCAGUCCUCAGGCUUCAAACAACAUGGGUCUAGCUCAGGACAGUCAUCUGGUUUUGGAAAACAUGGGUCUAGCUCAGGUCAGUCAUCUGGUUUUGGACAACAUGGUUCUGGCUCAGGUCAGUCCUCUGGUUAUGGCCAACACAGAUCUGGCUCAGGCCAGUCCUCAGGCUCUGGGAAACACGGGUCUAGCUCAGGACAGUCAUCUGGUUUUGGAAAACAUGGGUCUGGCUCAGGACAGUCCUCUGGUUAUGGUCAACAUGGUUCCGGCUCAGGACAGUCCUCUAGUUAUGGUCAACAUGGUUCCGGCUCAGGUCAGUCUUCUUAUGGUCAACAUGGUUCUGGCUCAGGUCAGUCCUCUAGUUAUGGUCAACAUGGUUCUGGCUCAGGUCAGUCUUCUUACGGUCAACAUGGUUCUAGCUCAUGUCAGUCCUCUAGUUACGGUCAACAUGGUUCCGGCUCAGAUCAGUCUUCUUACGGUCAACAUGGUUCCGGCUCAGGUCAGUCUUCUUAUGGUCAACAUGGAUCUGGCUCAGGUCAGUCUUCUUAUGGUCAACAUGGAUCUGGCUCAGGUCAGUCAUCUGGCCGUGGUCAAUAUGGGUCUGGCUCAGGUCAGUCCUCAGGCUCUGGAAAACACAGGUCUAGCUCAGUCCUCUGGCUCUGGAAAACACAGGUCUAG